Molecule: messenger RNA, 2249 nt
Organism: Myripristis murdjan (pinecone soldierfish)
Lineage: Eukaryota; Metazoa; Chordata; Actinopteri; Holocentriformes; Holocentridae
Gene: tmeff2a
Product: transmembrane protein with EGF-like and two follistatin-like domains 2a
Exons: 10
Coding region: 532-1668 (378 amino acids)
Molecular function (GO): protein binding
Source: RefSeq, a predicted model, not a curated record
CACAAUAAGCCAGCGGGAGGACCGCUCCGCUUCUUAGGAGAGCUGCCCGUUACAGUCGUGGAUAAUCGCCGUCGUCUCCAAAGCCUGUCGUGGGAUACUAUCAGUUUACCUGUUUUAUUCUCCCUUCCUCCUCCACCCCCUUUCUUUUGUUUCAUUUUUGGUUUCCUCUCCUCAUAUCCUUGAGCAUCCUCCCCUGCACAGCCUGUUCGCUGACUUACCAGCCAGUCCUCCCUCUCCCGCGCUACCUGGCUAACUUUUCCACCCGACUCCAUCCCACUCACCCUCCUCCAUCGCUCCCCGCAGCCUCUGGCGCUCGCCUCCUGCGUCUUCGUAUUGCAGCAGCCUCGCCUGGACCGGGCGGAACCCCUUUCGGUCAGUCUACACGGGGCACUUCAUGGGGCGCACAGUCUCACUCGAAAAAUGGUCUGCUGUCGGGUACUAGGCGCCCCGCUGAACCUGCCGGGACUGGAGUUGUUGUUGCGCGUCUCCGUCUUUUCCCCACCUCGCCUGUGCUGUCGGGGCCAGUGAGAUAUGGGUCUUUCCGUGGCGGCGCAGGCAUCACUCCAGGAGCCCCGACGCCUGCACCAGUGGAGCCGGACGGUGGGAGGCUGGGUCUGGAUCGCCCUCGUCUCAUUUCUCGCCACUUUACCUGUGGAGCAGCUGCGCGCCUUCCCGUCUUCCCUCAGCGACUGCCAGACGCCGACCGGCUGGAACUGCUCCGGUUACGAUGACCGGGACACAGACCUGUUCAUGUGUGAUAUCAACACAUGCAAGUUUGAUGGGGAGUGUCUAAGAAUUGGGGACACAGUGACAUGUAUCUGCGACUUCAAGUGCAACAAUGAUUAUGUCCCAGUAUGCGGCUCCAACAAUCAGAACUACCAGAAUGAGUGUUUCCUGCGCAGGGAUGCCUGCAAGCAGCAGUCUGAAGUGCUGGUGAUUUCAGAGGGAGCCUGUCCUGCCGAUGCCGGCUCAGGAUCAGGAGACGAUGGAGGUGAGGGCUCGGCGGAGGCAGGGCAGAAAGAGACAUCAACCUGCGACAUUUGCCAGUUUGGGGCGGAGUGCGAUGUGGACGCAGAGGAUGUUUGGUGUGUGUGCAACAUCGACUGCUCCCACAUCAGCUUCAACCCCGUGUGCGCUUCAGAUGGCCGUUCCUAUGACAACCCCUGCCAGGUGAAGGAGGCUUCCUGUCAGAAACAGGAGCGCAUCGAGGUCAAGUACCUGGGCCACUGCCAAGGGGACAUCAUGACUGGGAACAAAGCCGGAAACGGACACUACGCACGGACCGACUACACAGAAGACCCGGGCAACGAGCUAGCCAGGGGUCUCUACAUACCCUGUCCAGAUCAUUACAAGAACUACUGCGUCCAUGGAGAGUGUCAAUACCCCAGCAUCCUGGCCCAGCCUUCCUGCAGCUGUCACUCGGGCUUCAGCGGUCCCCAGUGUGACACUAAAGAGUACAACGUGCGCUAUGUGGUGCCAGGCUCCGGCAAACUGCGCUACGUCCUCAUCGCCUCCAUCAUCGGGGCACUGCAGGUGGCCAUCAUCUGCGUGGUGGUGCUCUGCAUUACCAGGAAGUGCCCACGGACCAACAGGAUCAACCGGCAGAAGCAGAACAAUGUCCACUACAGUUCGGAGAACACCAUGCGCGCCUCCACCCGGCUCAUCUGAGCCCAGACACACGAGACAAAGGAGGACGACGGUGAAGAAACCCCCUCCACUCAACAUAGCGCUGCGGCGUUAGAUGAUCCCCCAUGUAGGCCAACCCUGAAAAAUGUAGGAUCUGCUUCCCCUCACUCCCCACCCUCUGUCCCCGUCUGACCCCUGAGAACGAGCAGGGAGAACGGUGGCACAGGAAAAGACAAAGCUGGCGUCCCGGUCAGUCGUGAGCGUCGCAUGUGGAUGAUGUAGUCAUUGGUCGCCGCUGUCGCCACCCUCCCCGUCCACCCCGCCCUACCCUGAACCCCUUCCCUCAGAUGCCAAUGUGUUCCCUUGCACCUUGUCACUUCCGCCCAGGGCUUCCUGAAAAACUGAACCAUGGGGUCUUGGAGAAGGGGAGGGGGGGCUGAGGAUAAUGGAUGUUUGUGUGUAUGUGUGGGAGAGUGUGUGUGUGUGUGUGUGUGUGUGUGAGGGUCAUAGGAGCUUUGGUAGACGUGGGGUUAGCUGGUGUCUGUUGUGUGUUUGUAGAUGAGGGGUAAAACCAAAUUGGGGUAGCGUGAAGCAGGUUAGCAGGGUUUCAAUAAGGGGUGUGU